Messenger RNA from Rhododendron vialii, 1166 nucleotides. RefSeq names its product tetraspanin-19-like. The transcript has 6 exons. The record is from RefSeq and is a predicted model, not a curated record. Bases 265 to 915 code for a protein of 216 amino acids. Gene Ontology annotation, cellular component: membrane. NCBI's taxonomy places the organism in Eukaryota, Viridiplantae, Streptophyta, Magnoliopsida, Ericales, Ericaceae.
UGAACCAUCCCAAGAGGAACAAAAAGAGAACAAGCAGACCAUAUGCAGUUUCUAGGAAAUUUCCCCAACUUUAACCUCAUUUGCACAAUCAUUGAUCUCGCGAUCUUCUCUUCCUUUUUCAAACAUUGGCUCCAAAACUUUCACAUAACAACUUGAAAAGUAGUGGUUUCCUUACUACUAAUUUAUAAACACAACUUUUGCAUUUUUUCCGAACUUGAUUGAAGUACCAAGCUGCAGCUGAUCCAUUUCUCUUGUGUUGUUCCAAUGAAGAACACUAUGAAGGGUUGUGUCCAAUUAUUUCUGAAACUUGUGAACUCAAUCAUGGGAAUUGUUGGGAUUUCAAUGAUCUUAUAUAGCGCGUGGAUGGUUAGAGUUUGGCAGAGAGACAUGGAAGGCUCGUCUUCCGAUUUUCACAACCACUCUAUUCCAUGGUUUAUUCAUGCUUUUCUUGGCAUUGGAAUCACCUUAUGUGCUAUUACAUUCCUUGGCCAUGUUGCAGCAAAAACUGCAAAUCCCCAUUGCCUUUCUGCUUAUAUGGUCACAAUCUUUUUGCUUCUUCUAGUGGAGACUGCAUUGAUAUCAGACAUAAUCCUAAAUUCUGACUGGGAGAAGGACUUGCCUGAAGAUCCAACAGGAAGGUUCGAUGAUUUUGAGGAUUUCGUUGAGUCGAAUUUCGACACCUGCAGAUGGAUUGGCUUGUUGAUUGUCUUAGCACAGGGAUGUUUGAUCCUAUUGGCCACAGUCCUAAAAACUCUUGAGAAAGAUACGGGAAAACACUAUGACUGUGAUGAUGAUUACGCUGUGCAUAGGCUUCCAUUUGUGAACAAUUCUGUGCAUCCACUUCCUUACGCAGUUGCCGACUUCCCACUUCCCUCCAAGAGCGAAACCUGGAUGUUAAGGAAGGAUUCACAAUGAAGAUGAUUCAAAGCUGAGGGAAGGACAUAAGCAGGUGGAAUCUUUCAUGUGAAUAUUCACAACGGUAGGUCAAGAUGUGUAUGGUGGUGCUGCAGUACUGGUGCUGGUGCCAUUGAUGGUAGUCGAGGUAGCAAUGCCAUAUAUCUAGUUAAAUGAUUUACUACUUUUUCUUUCCUUUAACCAAGUAAUGGAGAGAUUGCUUGUCAAGUUGUCAUGGUUAUCUUGGCAAUAGAAAUGUAAAAGUUUAUAUA